AUGGAAGCUUCGUUCGGGCUGGAGGAGGAGCUGGUGGCGGCCGCGGCCCAGGCCGAGGAGCGGGACGUGCAGGGCUCCGGUUCCUCCGGUUCCUCCGGUUCCUCCGGUUCCUCCGGUUCCGUGAGCCUGGACGACAGCCUGACCAGCCUGCAGUGGCUGCAGGACUUCUCCAUCGUGGGGGGCAGCGUCCCCCAGAGUCUGCUCGGCCCCCGGCGGCUGGGCUCGGACGCGCCGGCCUCCCCGCUGGCCGCGGACCCCGCCUCCAUGGGGGCGCCGCUGACGCCCGGGAAGCCCACCGCGGCGGCCUACAGCCGGAUGCAGCCCCUGCCCGCCAUCGUGGCCCGCGGGCACUGUCCCGACGAGGUGGACUACAAGACGGACGCGCGCGUCAAGCCGCCGUACUCGUACGCGCACCUCAUCUGCAUGGCCAUGCACGCCAGUCCCGCCAGCAAGAUGACGUUGGCGGGAAUCUACAAGUGGAUCACUGACAACUUCUGCUACUUCCGCCACGCGGAGCCCACCUGGCAGAACUCCAUCAGACACAACCUGUCGCUCAACAAGUGCUUCAUCAAAGUCCCACGCGGGAAGGACGAGCCGGGGAAGGGGGGCUUCUGGAAGAUCGACCCGCAGUACGCCGAGCGCCUGCUGAGCGGCGCCUACAAGAAGCGGCGCAUGCCGCCGGUCCGCAUCAACCCGGCGCUGCAGAGCAGGCUGGGCCUCCACCUGCGGCCUCCGUCCGCCGGCCCCCCCUCGGGGGGUACCCCCGCCGUCCCGGCCGAGUCCCAGCGGCUCCUGCGGGAGUUCGAGGAGGCCACGGGCGCAGACCACAGCUGGGACCCUCAUCUGGCUGACGGGACCAUGCUGGGGUCCUGGCCCGCCGUCAGGGGCGGCUCCAAGAGGAAGUCGGCCCGCAGAAACGGCGCCGGCAAGCCACCCCGCCGCUCCAGCUCCCCCCUGCUUCCCGUGGAGGAGGAGAAGGAGAGCGGCGUCCUCAAAGGAGACUUCGACUGGGACGCCUUGCUGGACUCGGCUCUGAGCGGUCAGCUGGCUCUGGACCCCCUCAUGAAGGAGGAGGACCCGACCGCCCACGACGACGGCCAAAAGCGCAAACGGGUGCCGGACCCGGAAGAGGAGACCUUCCUCAGCGCCGCCUUCCUGGAGAGCGCCUGGCAGGAAGAGGCGGAGCCGGAGCGCACGGACUUCCUGUGUCACUCGGCCGUUAACCUGGAGCAGCUCUUUGACCUCGUGGACCCCCGCGGCGACCCCCUCCUAUGAGGUCGGA
Doryrhamphus excisus (bluestripe pipefish) is the source of this 1282-nucleotide messenger RNA. RefSeq names its product forkhead box J1a (gene foxj1a). NCBI's taxonomy places the organism in Eukaryota, Metazoa, Chordata, Actinopteri, Syngnathiformes, Syngnathidae. Gene Ontology annotation, biological process: regulation of transcription by RNA polymerase II. Gene Ontology annotation, molecular function: DNA-binding transcription factor activity, RNA polymerase II-specific; RNA polymerase II cis-regulatory region sequence-specific DNA binding. Gene Ontology annotation, cellular component: nucleus. The record is from RefSeq and is a predicted model, not a curated record.